This is a messenger RNA of Phalacrocorax carbo (great cormorant), 2891 nucleotides long. Lineage: Eukaryota; Metazoa; Chordata; Aves; Suliformes; Phalacrocoracidae. The record is from RefSeq and is a predicted model, not a curated record.
GGGAGGGGGCAAAAAAACUCCUCUUCUGCCACAUAAACUUAUAUCUUUGGUUAAAAAUUAACCAUGGCCAUAAAACCCCCAAGUAGGAGUGAGCUGAGCUCACCCCAUGAGUGCUGUCGGGCUGCUGCCCCGCACUCAGUCACUCCACCGGUCACCAUUCCCUCCUGUCCGCCCCGGGAUGGCUGCGCUGCCCUCCGCCUGUCCCCGCCACCUCCUGCCCCUCUCCCUGGGGCUCUUCCAGGGUGCCGUGGUCCUCUUCUUUGCUCUCUUCGUCACCUAUGACAAGCCCUCAGCACGGGCAGAGGAUGCCAACUUAGCGGCCAACCAGCUCCAUGGCAUCUUCCCCCUCUUCCAGGACAUCCAGGUGAUGCUGGUGGUAGGGCUGGGGCUUCUGCUGAUGUUCCUGCCCCGCUAUGGGCUCAGUGCUGUCACCCACAACUUCCUCCUGCUCAACUUCUCCACGCAAUGGGCACUGGUGCUGAAGGGCUUGCUGCAUCACUUCCAACACGGCCAGGCCCACCUGGACCUCCACAACCUCCUCACUGCCGAGUUUGCUGCUGUGACGGUGCUUAUCUCCGUGGGAGCCAUCCUGGGGAGGACCAGCCCUUGCCAGCUCCUUGUCAUGGCUGUCUGUGAAGUCCCCAUCUACUUCACCAGCGAGUGGGCCAUCAUCACCUGUCUGGGCAGCCUCGAUGUGGGGGGCACCAUCACAAUCCAUGUCUUCUCCUGCUAUUUUGGCCUCGGUGUGUCCAAGGCUCUGUUUGGGACGGCACGGCGGCUGGUGCACCCCAAGGAGACCCCAACACCCCGCUCUGACCUCCUGUCCCUUGUGGGUACACUCAUCCUCUGGGUUUUCUGGCCAAGCUUCGUGGCUGUCCUCUGCCAACCAGGAGAUGCCCAGCAUCGUGCCAUCCUAAACACCUUCCUGGCCAUGAGCGCCAGUGCUGUGACCACGGUGGUGGCCUCCAGCCUGCUGGAGAGGAACAGCAAGCUUAGCCCUGGCCACGUGCAGAACGGCAGCCUGGCUGGCGGGGUGGCCAUCGGUGCAGUGGCUGACAUGGCCAUGCUGCCGGUGGCCGCUCUUGCCCUGGGCAGCCUCUCAGCUGUGGCGUGUGUCCUCGGCUUCAGGUUCCUCACCCCACUCCUGGCAAGGAAGCUCGCGCUCCAGGACCAGUGCGGCAUCCACAAUCUCCACGGCUUGCCCGGCAUCCUCGGCGCCAUGGCCAGUGCUGCAGCCAUUCUGGUGGCAUCCGAGGACACCUCCGGGUCCCACUUCUCCCAGGUGUCCCCUGUCGGGGGCAAUGCCAGCGAGGCGGCGGGGGGACAAUGGGGGAACCACGGGGCAGGCAGGCAGGCACUGUGCCAGGUGGCGGGGCUGGCGGUGGCCAUCGGCGGCUCGCUGCUUGCUGGGCUGCUCACCGGCACCGUGCUCCGGCUGCCCUGCCUGGCCCAGCCACCCGAGCAGCUCUGCUUUGAUGAUGCGCUGUAUUUUAAGGUCCAGGAUCAAGCUGAGAGCUCAGGGCCGGGCAGUACCACUGAGGAAGGAGCCAUGGCUCUGAAGGAGAGGGUUUAAGCACUGGCGUGUGUGCUGCCACAGCAAGGUGCCUGGGACUGCCUCAGGGGUCGCACCUUUCUGCCCCCAUCACCCGCGGGGAACAGCAGGCAGGAGCUGGUGCCUGUGUCCACUCGCUGCCCCAUGCCCUGCUCCGGCCGCCGAGGACACGGGCAGGGCCAGGGCAGCACCACAGCACCGGUCGCUCCUCUGUCCUUCUACUCUGAAGCAUGAACCCCCUCCUCUGCCUCAGCCACUCCCAGGAUCCCUCAAAUCCCAGCAACCACUGGAGAAACAACCUGCUCAGGGUGUCUUCCCCCAGAUGGCUAAUAACCCCUGGCUAACACAGACAGUCUUGCCACAGGGCACUGGCCCCAGCACUGGCUGCUUUGCUCCCGGCGGGCGGUAUCACCUGCGGUGCCUGCCCCAACCCUCGGCUCCAGCUCCCACUCAGGACUCCCCUGCCCAUGAUGGGCAGCACCCGGUGAGGGCUGCCGACUCACUGCCUGUUCCAGCCAUGGCUGUGGCCUCAGCACGGAGCCCGGGACUCAGCAUCCAUUGCCUGGAGGGUGGAAAUGCAGCAGUGGGGUGCUUUGAGAUGAGCUGAGGUGGCCCCAGGUGAGUUUACAGGGAUAACCUGUGCUGGGCAAUCCACUCUCCAGGAUAGUUUGCAAAGGGAGGUGCCAGCAUUUUUUACCACCAGUGCAGCAAGCAGUAAUAAGGACACAGCCCAGGCACAGCAAGGAGCCUCGGAGAGAGCCAGGAUGCAGGGGGCACAUAUACCCCACAGCACCCUCAUCCCACCCUGAAUCUGGGGCCAGGAAAGCUGUGCUGGCAUCCUGGGACGCGGGGGGCCCCCAAGGAAGAGCAGCAGCCCUGUCUCAUUCCGCCCUGGGCAGCAAGCCGCUUCCACCCUGCGGAGGACAAAGCCUGCGGUCCAUCGCUGGCAUGUGGCAAGCUGCGAGUGCGGGGCCGCAUCCUGCCUGCAGAGCAAGGGCUGUGAUUCACAUCCCCCCCCAUCCAUGAGUCACCGCUGCCCCUGCGCCGCCACGGAUCCCGCUGCUGCGGAGACAAUGUCGGCGAUGCUCGUGGGCUCCCGAGGGGGUCGAGGCAACCAAACCCCCUCCAGCACCGGCCACAGGAGCGGGGGUCUCUUGGCACGGUUGGGGGUCCCCAACCCCAAGCUAGCAGGAGCAGGGUUGGAUUCCCACUGCCCGGUGCAGCCCCGGGCAGAGCCGACACCAAGAGGGAAUGAGGCUGGGGAAUUUGCCCUCCAAUAAUCACAAACAGGCUCAGGAGCCCGGGCGUGUUUGGUUAAUUGUUAGAAUAAAAUAUUGCU